AUGACCAUAUCUCAAGAUCUCGCUAGCAAUUUAGACAAUGGCUAUCAAACCGAUGUUGUGUACACGGAUUUUUCAAAAGCAUUUGAUCGUUUGGACCACGGCGUUCCUCAAAGCUCCGUUCUUGGGCCCCUAAUUUUUAACGUUUUCAUAAAUGACAUUGCCAAUGAUAUCCGUUCUUCUGUUCUUCUGUACGCUGACGAUAUGAAACUCUAUCGUCGCAUUACUAGCAUUCAAGACACUCUAAUUUUGCAAUCAGAUCUAGAUAAGAAGUGUUAUCUCUUAUCGUUCACGUUAUUAAGAGUUUUGAUAGAUUUUAACUACAUCCUCAAUAACAAUAUUAUUUUGCGACAAUCUCAGAUGGCCAGAAUAUCGGCUUUGGAAUAUUGUGAAGCAAUCGCAACAGCUUAUCACUGUGAAGACUGUGAUUUUAAGACGGAACUGCAAUUUGUGCUUAAACAACACAUUAAUAAACAUCACUGCCCUCAGAGAGAAUCUAGUGAGGAAACAUCUAGUGAUGAAACAUCUAGUGAGGAUUCCAGCAAAGAAAACUACGGUUGCGCCAAAUAUUACUUUGAGCCAAAUCUGUCGUUAAAGUUGUUUCAGCAUACUUCAGCAUGCACGGAAACGAAAGAAAAACCUCAAAGUGUGAAUUCUUUGAAAGAGAGUGCCACAUACAGUUCCGACUUCAACCAAACUGACGAAAUACGUUGGUAUUAUUGCGACAAAUGUCUCUACAAAUGUAAAAUCAAAAGAAAUUUAACUCGUCACAUUAGAGUUUUCCAUUCGCACAGGUGGUAUGCAUGCGACAAAUGUCCAUAUAAAACUAGAUAUAAAUCCGCUUUAAAAAUUCACAUAAAUAGAAUCCACUUAGAUGAACAAGCUGUUGAAUGCUACAAGUGCCAAAAAUGUCCAUUCACGACCAAAGCAAAAUGUAGUUUAAGCCUACACACAAAGAGCUUACACUUCAACGACGAAGAUGUUAAGUGGUACAAAUGCAAACAGUGUUGUUUCAAAACUAAGCAUAAAAAAUACAUAAAGGUACACCAACGUGUGAAACAUUUAGACGAAGAAAAAAUUAAAUGGUACGAAUGUGAAAGUUGCCCAUUCAAAGCCAAAUUUGCAUCGGCCUUAAAAAGACAUGUACUUAUUUAUCAUUCGGGUGAAAAAGAAGGUAAAUGGCAUUUGAGGAUCCAUUUGAAGAUCAACUCGUAUCAGUGCGACUAUUGUCCAUUUAAGACGAAACACCAUUCUUCUUUAAAGCGUCAUAUAAAUAAUCGUCAUAAGAAUGGAACGGAUGUUAAGGAGUAA
Zophobas morio is the source of this 1308-nucleotide messenger RNA. RefSeq names its product zinc finger Y-chromosomal protein-like. The transcript is spliced from 6 exons. Lineage: Eukaryota; Metazoa; Arthropoda; Insecta; Coleoptera; Tenebrionidae. Bases 1 to 1308 code for a protein of 435 amino acids. Gene Ontology annotation, molecular function: DNA-binding transcription factor activity, RNA polymerase II-specific; RNA polymerase II transcription regulatory region sequence-specific DNA binding. The record is from RefSeq and is a predicted model, not a curated record. Gene Ontology annotation, biological process: regulation of transcription by RNA polymerase II.